AUGGCCCGUAAGAGCGCCCCAGCCACCGGCGGUGUGAAGAAGCCUCAUCGUUACAGGCCCGGUACCGUAGCGCUGAGAGAAAUCCGCCGCUAUCAGAAGUCCACUGAGCUGUUGAUCCGUAAGCUGCCUUUCCAGCGUCUGGUGAGGGAAAUCGCCCAGGACUUCAAGACUGAUCUGCGUUUCCAGAGCUCCGCCGUCAUGGCCCUGCAGGAGUCCAGCGAAGCUUAUUUGGUCGGCCUGUUUGAGGACACCAACCUGUGCGCCAUCCACGCCAAGAGGGUCACAAUCAUGCCUAAAGACAUCCAGCUGGCUCGCCGCAUUCGUGGGGAACGCGCCUAA
Messenger RNA from Paramisgurnus dabryanus, 339 nucleotides. The record is from RefSeq and is a predicted model, not a curated record. NCBI's taxonomy places the organism in Eukaryota, Metazoa, Chordata, Actinopteri, Cypriniformes, Cobitidae.